GGAAAACAGGGAAGGGAGCAGAUCCUCGGAGGGAUCUCUCAAGCAUCCAUCCUCCCAGCCGUGCAGGAGAGGACUGCAGAACAGCCGAGAGCAUUUUGUCAACAACGGGGAGAAACGAAAAAGAGGAGACAUCAACAGAAGAAAAUCCAAAAAACACAACGGUGAGGAUUCUCCUGAUCGCCAAGCUGCUAUUGGGGCUGACAGGUUUUGAAGCAACACCUCAGAAAUCAAAGCUGUUCCGUUUUACCCAUCCCACGGUGCCGCAAAGGCAGCGCCGGGAGGACUCUCUGACCUUCUCCCCCUCUCCGGCACUGGGCAGCAGCCCCAGCCCGGCACCAGCCCCGCCGCACCACCCCGGCUUUCCGGACACAGAAAAAACACCCUCUGGGAGAUAUAAAUAAACCCCAACGCGCUUCCGUCCGCAGGUCCGUGCCUGCAGCAGGGGGACAGCAGGAGCUGUGGAAUGCUCAGGAGAGCGGGACCGUCCCUGCGUCACUUCUUGCUGGAGAGGAAGAGCAGUGCUGGAUAUAGCUUGUGCUCCAGAGAGGCAAAAAUGUCAAGGCCAGUUCAAGCCCGGAGGCUGGAGGGAAUAGAUAAGAAUAUCUGGGUGGAGUUUGUGAAACUGGCUGCUACCUAUUCCAAGGUGAACCUGGGCCAGGGCUUCCCUGACUUCCCUGCACCGGAGUUCCUGCAGGAGGCACUGAAGCGAGCCCUCGGCGGGGGGAACCACAUGCUGCACCAGUACACCCGGGCCUUCGGACACCCCCCUCUGGUGACAGCCCUAGCCCAGUUGUUUGAGAAGGUGCUUGGACGAGAGCUGGACCCCAUGACCAAUGUGAUGGUGACUGUGGGGGCAUACCAGGCCCUUUUCUGCUGCUUCCAGGCUUUCGUGGAUGAAGGUGAUGAGGUGAUCAUCAUUGAGCCCUUCUUUGACUGCUAUGAGCCAAUGGUGAAAAUGGCUGGUGGGACACCCGUGUUUGUCCCGCUGAGACCGAAAGCUCCAAAAGAUGGAAAAUUGAUGUCUAGUGCAGACUGGCAACUGGACCCAGCUGAACUGGCUUCUAAAUUCAGUGAAAGGACAAAAGCCAUCGUCCUGAACUCACCCAACAACCCUCUGGGCAAGGUGUUCAGCCGUGGGGAGCUGGAGGUCAUUGCAGAGCUGUGCGUGAAGCACGACGUGCUGUGCAUCAGUGACGAGGUGUACGAGUGGCUGGUCUACGACGGGAGGGAGAACACCCGGAUCGCCAGCUUGCCAGGGAUGUGGGAUCGCACGGUGAUCAUCGGGAGUGCUGGGAAGACCUUCAGUGCCACUGGAUGGAAGGUGGGCUGGACUGUGGGACCUGACAGGCUGCUGCGGCACCUGCGCACCGUGCACCAGAACUCAGUGUACCACUGUGCCACCAUUGCCCAGGAGGCCGUGGCUCAGGGUUUCCAGAGGGAGCUCGCACUCUUUGGCAAACCAGAGAGCUACUUUGUCCAACUGCCCAGGGCGCUACAGCAGAAGAGAGACUUGCUGAUCCAGAGCCUGGUCGCUGUGGGGAUGAAACCCGUCGUCCCCGAGGGCACCUACUUCCUGGUGGCCGACAUCUCCGAGUUCAAAUCUGAUGUCCCCGAGGUCCCCAACUCGGAUGAGCCCUAUGACUACAGAUUUACAAAGUGGAUGAUGAAGAACAAGGGCCUUGCUGCCAUCCCGCUCUCCGCGUUCUACAGCGAGGCCCACAAGAACAACUACACCAAUUUCAUCCGGUUCUGCUUCGCAAAGGAGGAAGCUACACUGAAGGCAGCAAAUGACAUAUUGCAAAAGUGGAAAAAGGAGAAAACCAGUUCCUGAGUGCACCGGAGAGACAACCAGAAUCCCCUUGGUCCUCACCUGCCCUGACUGCUCUUCUUCCUCUUCUUUACCCGUCCACAAACUUUGAUACCUUCUUACUUCUGUGCUUUCAGCCAUUUUCUGUCAGACAAAUGGGGGUGAGGUUUGCCAGGCCCAGGAUCUGGGAACACUUUCAGCCACUGUGAGACAGUCACAGUAACUUGGUGUGCACUGACAGUAUUUGACGUUUCUUCUUACGUUUAAAGACUUUGCUGAUCAGUUCUGGGAUGUGGUGACCGCAGAAUCCGUAACCGGUUUCCCCCAGGAAACAGCUUUUAUCGAUGUCAUGGCUAUUGCCAAACCUUCCCUGUGCACCCCCAGGCUACUCUGGGCACUGUCAGGGCUUGGCAGCAUCGUCCAGGGUGCAGAACCAAACCUUUAGGCCUUUGAUCAGAGCACAUGGAUGGGCACUGUGGCCUCAGGCUGCUCCUGCUGCUGGUGCCCCCACAGCCUCCCACCCACUGGGCUGGUGGGGUGACAUCAGCAGCCUCUGAGUGGGAAUUCUUGCAUCAGUCUUGAUUUCAGCCUGGAUAAGAACGUAAAACAUCAUCAUCAUCAUCAACCACGCAGGAGUUACGUGCACCAGACUGUGCCAUGAGUGUUUGUAGCAGUUAAAUUAUUAAAGUGGAACUCCUGCAGUCA
Myiozetetes cayanensis is the source of this 2512-nucleotide messenger RNA. RefSeq names its product kynurenine aminotransferase 1 (gene KYAT1). Gene Ontology annotation, molecular function: pyridoxal phosphate binding; L-kynurenine:2-oxoglutarate transaminase activity. Gene Ontology annotation, cellular component: mitochondrion; cytoplasm. The record is from RefSeq and is a predicted model, not a curated record. Lineage: Eukaryota; Metazoa; Chordata; Aves; Passeriformes; Tyrannidae. Bases 464 to 1831 code for a protein of 455 amino acids. The transcript is spliced from 14 exons. Gene Ontology annotation, biological process: biosynthetic process.